AGUUGUAAAGGGGUCAGGAGCCAGGCAAGGAGAGCCUGAACAAGAGGAGCAUUUUCCUGGGUUCUUCCAGCUGUUCUGUUCAAUCCCGCCGUCAGUUCUGAGCAGGGAAGAGAGACUGUCAACACAAAUAAGGCAUUUUUCAAAGGCGUAAAUUAUGAGUUCCCAAAACAAUGCGACAUCUCAACCACAUGGAGAAGUGGAGAGCCCCACAGCUGGAGCAGAUGUGGCUGUUAUUGGAGGUGUGAUUGCUGCGGUGGUGUUUGUCCUCAUUUGCCUGCUGGUGGUGAUGGUCCGGUACAUGUACAGGCACAAGGGCACCUACCACACCAACGAGGCCAAAGGGACUGAGUUCGCCGAAAGCGCGGAUGCCGCUUUGAAAAAUGACCCCGCUCUCCAGGAAGCAGUGGAUGAGAGCAAAAAGGAGUAUUUCAUCUGAGAGGCAAGGAUUUCCAUGGAGACUUCCCAAGGGAAUCAAUCAGAAAUACAAUAUCAACAAAAGUGCUAAGAGAUGGAUAAUAUGAGGAUACAGGCAAACAUCCUAAUUGAAAAGUAUCUCUUUACUUUUUUUUUGUCACUGAGUUGUUUCUUUUCUUCUAGCAGAGAAGAACUAAAUGCCAGAUACUUGCCUGUUGAUUUUAUUAGCAACACAGCUGGCCACAGUUGAAAUCAAUAUAAGAUAAGAAGAAACAAAAUCUCAGUAUGAGUGAUACACCAAAACCAGAUAAAGAUAGCAAAUGUCAAGCCUUGACAUUUGGUGAAAAUAGCAGAUGCCAAAUGAAAACAUCCUCUUAGAGUUAAUGAUGCAUCCUAUUCUGAUAUGAUGAAGAACUACCUGAAAUUGAAUUUCAAAUUGUAACAGAACAAACAUUAAAGGUGAUAUAGCUUGAAAAAAAAUACAUCUGUAACCCAGAUAUCCCCUCCAUCCCCUCAAAUGUGCAUUUUUAUUGGCACGGGGGAGUUUAUUUUGUUUGUUUGGGGAUUUGCCCUGGGACUUUUUUAAUUUUUGAAUUUUAUAUAUAUAAAAGAAUUGAAAACACUUCAAAGAAAUAAAACUCUUGGAAAACAUGGAAAAGGUAAGAGUGAAGGAUUUAUUACUGACUUUCUUUGCAUGGCAGCUUGAGAACUGCAAAACGUUGGAUUUUGCAAUAUAGUAUAUAAUAGUCAGUAGAUGUACAAAUAUGAUUCCAAUUAACCUGUAGCUCUUCUGCACACAUACGUAAAUAGAUAUUAAAAGGUAAAGAAUCCUGGUUUGAGCAGGUCCUUUGAAACAAUGGAGCUCAGCUACAUUUUUUUCGUGUAAGAUAUUUUUGCCUCAAUAUUUAUUUAUUUAUUUUGCAUCAGAAAAUUCUCUGAGUGCUUGCCAGCAGGAUUGUGGAUUUUUGCAGGGAAAAGAAUUCAGUUCUGGUGCAGAUAUGAGUUCAUCUUUCACAAAUGCAACCCUAUGACUGUCACUAUAAAGAAGCUUGUUCGUCUGCACCCCACUGGCUUUAUUUCUCACUCUGUAUGGCUUCUGUCUAGCUUCUGCUGUGUGCUAGACCAGAGAAUUACACUGACAUCAAUGCUUUAUUAUAAAUAGAUAGAUAAAUAAAUAAAAUAAAAUAGAUUAUUCAUGGUGGGUCACAUAAAAAGGUCUUAUUCCUCACCUAAGAAUCACUGGUGAUGAGUUACUUUAACCCAGUAAGCUGGCUUCCUAAUUGAAGCCCACAUUUACCUCCAGAAAUAGGAUAAUUGUUCUCUGCACCUGCUCAUUCACAGCUGUCACGGUGCCCCGGACUACUGAAAAUAGAGGUGGAGAAAUACAAGAUAACAAAUAAAAUUCUGAUGAGCUCUGCUCAAGUUGAUAUACUUUUUCCUGUGCUUUGAUCUAUAUGUGUGUACAUAUAUAUAAAGACAUCUACAGCUAUGCUUUCAAGACACUGUUGCUGAUCACUUGCUCUCACUUCUUGGCACCAAAGCUUGGAAAGCUCCUGGACUCCGGUGUUCAUUACUGACACUGGUCUCAAAAAUACUGUAAGAGAUCUGAGCAAGGCAAGACUUUGGGGACACAACAAAAGAAUGAGAUAUUUUUGUCUUUCAAUCACAAUCUCAGCAUUUUGUCAGUACUUGAAGAAGUACUGAAUUAUUUUUAUACUCUGAAUUAUUUUUAGAAUCCAAAUAUCUUUAAUUUUGAAUCUUAAAUCCGCAUGUCUUAGCAUUUUAACCAAAGAAUGUGAAACUCGUGCCAAAUUUAUUAAAUGCUCAAGGUAAUUUCUGUAACAUACGAUUGCAGAACCACCUUGUAUUCUGUGGCUAGUACAGAAUAAAAUGCAUAAAACAUAGUAGUGACAGAGCUCAAAUAUUUUGAUAUUAUGCACCUGACCAUCUCCUUUUUAGACCCAUUAAUAUUUUAAUCAUUUUACUACUUUUGAAAUAGGAACUAUUUUAUUUCUCCAGGACAAGUUUUAGAAAAAAAUCACUGAUCUUAACUGUAAGACUGAGUUUAUAAAACUGAAGACUCAUGACCCUCCAAUUCAAUAAAAAUGUAAAUAUUUCCUCUGAAAAAGAUAACUGGGGUGACUUGAGCUCUGCUGCCUCUACCACACAAAGUGUGGAAACACCAAAGAACUUUCCUCCAGGCCUAGCAGGACCUAAAGAGGACUACCAGCCUUUUUCCCCUUUCAUACAUUCAGAACAGGUAUCAUUAUUACACCCAUUAAAGAAAAUUUACUUUAGAGAAAAUUGUGAUGGACAUAGGAAAUAAAUUCCUGCCUCUUUCCCCAAUCACGAAAUUCUGGCUUUUGCAAGUUGAGCCUGCAGAUUUUAAUUAGACCCCUGUGUCAUACCUGUUACACACAGGAACCUGACUUAGUGUUUCUUUUGGUGUGGGUGUGAGUUUUUUAAAUAUGAGAUAGACUUAGACAAAGUUUCACACUGGAAUUGUAGAAGCCAGAUUUUCUGGUGGUAUAGCAUGAGUUCGGAUGAGCUCAGCCCAUUCUUAUUAGUUCAGUCAGCUUCAGACUUUGUGUCACUGCUUCCCUUAAAUCUCAAAUGAAUGCAAUUUCUAGUCUCUGACUAUGUCUCUUCUUAGUAGCUUAAUUAACAAUCUUUAUCCCAUUUUCCCUAUUUAUGUAGGCUGACAAACAGUCCAAGCAUUCAGGAACAGCUUCCCUAUUGGUAAAGAGCCGCUUUGAAUAGUUGGGCAGCAGCACUUCUGUAAUGAGCUGUGAUUUCAGUGAAUUUAUUUCUUUAUUGUCUCCUUCUGGGUUUCAGGGCCUUGUGUAUUUAGAAAUUACUCAAGCACACUCAACAGAGAGAAGAAAUGGUUUGUGGAGAUUUUCGGGUUUUCUGUUUUCUUCAGGAAAAACUUUGCUUUGCAAUGAAGAAAGAUCAUGAUAUCUAGUGACAGACAGAUUCUAAUGGCCUUAUCUUGCUGGUUUUUACUCAGACAAUAACUCUACUGUCUCAAGUCAUUCAAUUUAGUUGUAAAAAGAGUGCAUUACAAAUUUCUUAUAACAUUUGCAACUAAUUAGCAAGCAGCAUGCUGUGCUAAAACAAAUAUUGUGUACAACUCUGAGACAUCUUUGUUGGCAGACGUAACUUUUCAUCACUGAUGGUUAAAUGAUUUUUAAAAUUUGCUUCCUGAAUAGAAUAAUUAAUGAAACCGAUUCUUCUUCCCCCACAUACUUUUAUGUGGGGUCCCUCUAAUGUUGUGGCCUGUUGUCCUGCAGCUUUUUGGUGCCUCAUCAUCUCAGCUGUGCCUGCUGUUCUUGCUUGCAGACCCCCAGCUCCCAUCUGGAUCUCUACUGCCAUCUCUAUGGCAAAGGAUUAGCCAUUUACUUAUGUAUUUAUUGAUCUAUUUUUAUCAAUGAAGGCACUCUCUGCUAGCCAAUAAAAAAUUUCAGAAUGGUUUUAGGUUUGGAUGGCCAAUCCUAUGUCAAUUUUGAGCAAACCUGACCAAUCUGACUUGAGACAGAUUUACAGAGUGAUCACAUAUACCACAUUUUCACAAACAGUUCUAAAAAUAGCACUGCAAGUUCUGUAGUUGUUAAAUUUAGUGCUAUAAAUCUCCAGUGAUCAUCUCCAGUGUUUCUCCCUAAACAAGGGAGUAUUAUGAUGAUCCCUCAAGCCAACUUGAUUUUGUCCUCAUGCCAUAAUGCCCUGUGAAAACUUGUUGAAUCCCACUUUGCAUAGGAAGUCAUAGGUCCACUUUUACAAGAAUAAGUAACUCAUUUUUCAAUGAUGUAUGGGAAAGCAGUGCACCAAAACUACCAAUAUUUGCUGAAGUUGGCAGACAAAAAAUAAUUAUGAACCUGUAGGAAUGCAGGAUAUUCUUUUAAGAUAUAUGGAAAAGACAAGAAUUAAAUGUAUUAUUUCUGGUGACAUUAGUGAGCUUUAAGAGUGGGUUCAUGAAGCUUUCAAAUUCCUUCACUGAUAAAAAUAACCCCUUGCAAAGGGAAAUAAAUAUCCUUUUAAACCAUUUCUUUUUUGUCAGCCUUUGAAAAAAGUUUUUAUGGAUUCAAUAUUCUGACAUUCUGCCGUAACAUCUGGAGCUCAAUUUCUUCUAAUUUUAUGAGCAUAACUGACAGUCCUCCCCUGCAAAAAAAUGACUGCUUGCCCAUCUCAACCUCUGAAGCAUCAUUACAGCUCAGCAGAGUAAUUCUGUGCAAAAGAAGUCAGUCCCAAUUGUGUAUCUGGCCAACCAGACCAUGGACCAUGUACUUUUUCUGGAGCUUGGCCUUUAUUUUUCCAGGUUUUCCCCAGGUCCAAUACACCAUUUCACAUGAAUACAGACCUGAGGAGAAUUUAGUCAGACACUUGUCAAGGAAAAAAGACACAUAUACAUAUAUGUAAUUUUAUUUUUUUUUAAUUUUAGAAUGCCAAAUCAUAUUGGGAUACUAUUAAAAAUAGAACUGUGGGAUUUCUUAGAAUAUCAAGUUUUCUCCUAAAUUAAAUUUAGGUAUCAUGAGGGUGCAUCAGUACUUGGAAAUAAAAAGGAUUAUUUUCUUUCAACAAGGAAGGCAGACAAAGUGCUGAAACAUUUAUAGUUCCAGGAUAAGCAGGAACGGACUGAACUAUUUAAAGCCUGCAAGAAUCCCUCACAGAACAGAGGAAACAAUGAGACAAGAUGCUGAGAAAAUCAGAACAAAAGUUUUUCUUCAAACAAAAUAGAUAUUCCUGUUUGGAGAAAUCAGUGUAUCUGCUUACCAUAACUGCUGACAAAAAAUGUCUUUGAAUUAUAUGAGAUGUUUUCUCUGAAUUAAAUGAGAUGUUUGGAUUCCUUGUGUGUGCAAGUCCAAUCAAAAAAAUAUGGUACAUACACACCAACAGAACACUCACAUUUAAUGCAUUAAAAGCUGUUUAUUGCAUUUUCUAAAAUCUCUUCUUCUUCACAUGAGAAAUCUUUGUAUAUUUAGAAAGUGCAGAAGCCUCACAGCAGCAGUUCAUUCAGGACAGAUUAUUAAAUAUCUGAAUGAGCAAUGGACCCACAUCUGAUGUCUGGAAAUUUGGGUAAAUAAAGGAAGUUAACAAUAUCAAAUUAAAACAUAGAUGGUGAGCAAAAUUUCCAACCAUAUUACAAAGAAGUUAAAUAUUUGUUGUAGUAGAGAUCCUUCUCUAAUUCAAGACAGUAGUAUUGUAAGUGACAAAAAAUAAGGAAUCCUUAUUCAGCGUGCCUUUUCCCUGUGUGGUUGGGACGAAAUCCCUCUGAAUUCAGUGGGACAAUCAUUUUAUUGAUCAUAUUUAUCCUUCCUGCAAAAAAAUUUGUAUUCCCACGCAUGUCAAAAAGAAACACAUUAAAUUAAAACACAAUCUUUGUAAGUGCUGACCUUUCAGCAUAACUUCUUGCCUUCACACCUUUUCUGUUUCAAACUGUAUGUAUAAUGGAAAGCAUCUGAUAUGUUGUACUAAAGUCUAUUCAGAUUGCAGCAUUGCUAUGAGAAGAACAGAGAAAAAGGACAUCCAAAGCUUACUGCUGAUUUUAUGUUAAAGCUGACAAUAAUGUUUGUAUUUGCCAAAGAUAUUAAUACCCUGAUGAAGUAAAUCUACUAUAUUUUGAAUGGAAAAAAUAUCGAGAAAUUAAAAACUUUAUAAUUAAAGUUGUAAUUUUCAGCAUUU
This is a messenger RNA of Hirundo rustica (Barn swallow), 6093 nucleotides long. RefSeq names its product glycophorin C (Gerbich blood group) (gene GYPC). The transcript is spliced from 3 exons. The record is from RefSeq and is a predicted model, not a curated record. Gene Ontology annotation, cellular component: membrane; cortical cytoskeleton. The coding region runs from base 155 to 436 and encodes 93 amino acids. NCBI's taxonomy places the organism in Eukaryota, Metazoa, Chordata, Aves, Passeriformes, Hirundinidae.